This is a messenger RNA of Aspergillus nidulans FGSC A4, 3170 nucleotides long. RefSeq lists its product as uncharacterized. Gene Ontology annotation, cellular component: membrane; Golgi membrane; cytoplasm. Bases 399 to 3170 code for a protein of 923 amino acids. Lineage: Eukaryota; Fungi; Ascomycota; Eurotiomycetes; Eurotiales; Aspergillaceae. Gene Ontology annotation, biological process: vesicle-mediated transport; Golgi vesicle transport. The record is from RefSeq and is a predicted model, not a curated record. The transcript is spliced from 5 exons.
GUUCGCUACACUCGUCAGGAAAUCUCCGUACAAAUCAUGUUUCCCUCUUUCCCUCUUCUCCGGACUACGCCGGAUGAAUUGGCCAAUUGUCUGAUGACAUAAUCACAGCUGUGCCAGACGCCACCCUCCGCAGCUGAUCUCUGCUCACCAUUUCGUCUUUCUUUUCCCUUCCUCGUCCAUCGCUCAUUCCUUUUAUAAUUCAAUCUUUAUCAAAUUCGUUAUCGUUAGUCGGUUGCCGUGAGUUCGUAUAGAUUACGUUCUUUCCGACGCUAGGGCAGAUCACCCUACCGGUUGAGAGGGUCUGUUCUAGAUUAGCCGACAAUCUAUUCCGCCGCGCCAUCGAAUCUAUAUCUCCAAAUUUCUACCUUUGCCGCUGUCUUACCUGAAUUCGUCUCAGCAUGUUCGGGGAAGUUUCCGAGGAUGGCUCUCGGAUAUAUGUACCUCCUGCGGUAGAGGUUGAAGGCCAGUCCGACGAUCCCGAUGCAACCGAUCUACUGGUACCCCGCGAUGUAGACACCGGUCAUACCGUCCUCCCUGUGUGGUUACGGGAGUCUUCCAAGUCUUUUCGCUGGGCAUGGGUCCCUUUACCGAUUCGCAAGGCGGCUCGCGCGACAGCUGAUUUCGUCAAGGGUCCGGACCCGCCAUACCCGCUUUUGUUGACACCGUUAUUUCCGCAUAUUCAAGAACUGCCACGCCGCUACUUGGACAAGUUCUUUCCGAAGCGCAAGCAUAAAAUAUCUCUCCUUUUACUCCUAUAUAUCGCAUGGUUCCUGCCGUGGACCAUCCUUUUCCUACUCUCUCGUUCUGCCGGUCACAUUGAAGGCUAUGGGCGACCUAUCACGCUGUCAUGCUCGACUACCUUCUGGUCGUCUGGAAAUGGGUGUGGACUGAAUGGAAACGAUUGCCGCCCAUUUACGGGCGAAGCAACCGCCUUUCGAUGCCCCGCCAACUGUCGAGACACGAAGAUUCUUGAAUCGUACACCAUUGGGAACGAAACGAUCAGCUAUAGGGGCCUUGUUGUCGGAGGGCCUCAGCCCGGAUCGGAUGAACCCGGCGUCUAUCGAGCAGACAGCUUUAUUUGUCAAGCCGCUAUCCAUGCAGGAGUCAUCGACAAUGACGGAGGUUGUGGUGUUGCUCGAUUAGAAGGAGCCGCGCAUUCAUUCCAUGCAUCGAAACGGAAUGGCAUCAAGUCUAUCGGGUUCCCGUCCACGUUCCCGAAAUCUUUCAGUUUCCUUAAGCCGUCGGAAGAUGCCACUUGCCCACAGGAUCCGCGGUGGCCUCUCCUGGGCAUCACUAUUGGCGCACUCGCUCUAUUGUGGCUCUUCUGCUCGUCGCCUGCAGUGCUAUUCUUCAGCACUUUCUUCAUGCUUUUCACUCAAGUGGGAUUGGUGUCUGAUCCACCACCUAGGGCUCAGUUGGCCGCGCUCAUGUCCGUAUUCGUCGCUCGUCUUCUUCCGGCGUCAUUCGUUGCCUAUGUUCUGUAUAGGUAUUGUGCACGACCACUUUUAGCACCGCUGUCGCCGCCCAUCUACCAGCUCACCAAAACCUUUCUUUAUUUACCUCCUGCGUUCGUUGGCGGCCUGAACAACUACACGUUCGCGAGAUUGAUUCCUCUUGAGCGCUUGACUCCCCAUGAUAUCCAGCAACAACCUGGUGCGAAGCUCGCAUUGGCCCUAGUGGUUCCGACCAUUAUCUGUAUUAUUGUGACCCAGACCCACCAUAUUCGUAUGGGUGGUCUGAUGCCACAUUAUCUCAAGGUUUACGGCACGAUGGCGCUCAUACUUUUGAUUCUCCUCCCACUUCCCGGACUUCGUCUACGUAUCCACCAUUACAUUCUCGCAAUCUUAUUGAUGUACGGGACGGCUUUUCCCACUCGACCCUCACUGAUUUACCAGGGAUUACUGCUUGGUUUAUUUAUCAACGGCAUCGCUAGAUGGGGUUUUGCUUCAAUUAUUGAAACGCCUGCUGCCUUGGGCGAACUAGCCCCGGGAGCUGGCGGAUCACACGGUUGGUGGGGAGCUACCUGGCCCAACAUAAAUAAUAGCUCUGUUACCAUAUCCCUACCUGACAGAGGCUCUGGCGAGCUUUAUCACGGCAACGGCAACAUCACAUUCUCACUAUGGGAAAAGGAACGCAUGGAUAAAUUAGGCGUGGACGGAGUGUCGGUCCUUGUGAACGACGUCGAACGCUGGCGUGGUUACGUGGACGAGGAUCCAGAAGGGGAAUUUACAUGGCAUCGUCACGGUCAUUCGGGUCUUGACCUCAAACAUCUCUCCACUAUUGACGACGACAUAUUUGCGUCCUCGGAGCUCGAAAUCAAACAAGCUGAUUCAAGCGACGAUGCGAAGCCGGAAACCCUCUUCUUCCGCUUCGCAUUCUUGAAUGGCGCCGAGGCGGGGACCUACGACUGUUGUGAUUGGAUAACCAAGCGUCAGCAGCGAUGGACCACGCAGAUCCUUUUCUCCAAGUCCAAGCGUAAGCUUCCACACCCAUCUCAUCCGGCUGCACCAGCUGAUAUCCAAUCCAGCGACGUUCUUUCGACGCUUGGAACUACAAGACCCUUAUUCUCCUCUUACCUCCGUAUCCGCUCUCUCGCAAGAUCUCCCUCAAACCCUGAGCUUCAACAAGCGCGCUCCGAGCUUGAGACAACACUCACAGACUUAACUGCCGACCUAGACGAUCUAGUCGAGAGUGUCCGAGCUGUCGAGCAAGACCCAUACCGCUUCGGCCUCGAAAUCGAAGAAGUUCAGCGGCGACGCAAGCUUGUCGAUGAUGUUGGCAAGGAAAUCGAGGAGAUGAGAGGGGAGUUGAUGAAGGUUAUUACGGAUUCCGAUCAUGCCGAGGCUAAAGCUACAAGAAGCACUGGGCUCCCAAAUCCAGCAGACUUUGACGAUCAUGGUCUUGAUGGUGAUGACCAAGGAGAAGACUAUUAUGCAGCUAUGGAGCAGCAGCGGCAAAUGGAGCUCAUGCAUGAGCAGGAUGAGCAGCUGGAUGGGGUAUUUCGAACGGUGGGGAACCUGAGGCAGCAGGCGGAUGAUAUGGGGAGGGAGUUGGAAGAGCAGGCAAUUAUGAUCGGAGAGAUUGAUACGCUAGCUGAUCGAGUGGGAGGGAAGUUACAGAAUGGAAUGUCGAGGUUGAAGCAUAUAAUCAGGAAGAAUGAAGUCUGCUAA